AUGGCCGCGCUGGGAGUCGGUGAUAUUCUAGCCAUCACUUCGCUAGUGCUGCAGGUCGUCGCAGCAGUAGACAAGGUGAUUAAAGUUUUCGAGAAAGCACAAAAUGCGCCGUCCGAAUUAAGCCAGCUUCGGGUCUCGCUCGUGCGACUGUCGCGACAUUUUGAGAUGCUCCGAGCAGAACACGAAGCGACAGGAUCCUCACUCAUUCAUAAAGACGAUACAGACGAGAUCUACGUCACACUGCAAUGCUGUAAGGCAUUAUUUGAUGACUAUGACAGGGCGAGAGCAAAGACCGCUUUGCAUCAAGUGGCGUGGAGCACUCGGUAUAGCACUCAGCUUGCUCGGUACCAAGCCCGAGUGGAUCGGCAUUUUACCCAAAUCCUGCUGCCACUCUGGCUUACGACUAGCACUCUACAUAUUCGGACCACGGCUCAGACCGAGCUAGCGGUGCCCUCAAGCAGCAAAGGCAAGCAGCCCGAAGCUGUCUUUGAAAGGAAACCGUCCGUGGUCCCGUCGCAGCAUCUUGAUGAUUUAUCCCAGGGCAUCAAGCAGUUGGAAACAGACCUAGACAGAGAUCAUGUGGAGAGAACCUUGCAGUGGCUCGAUCAAACACUUCGAAAGUGCUGGUCAGAUUUGGGUCUCGACGUACAUCACUUGCCGGAAGUAGUCGCUUACCAGGAAUUCCGGAAUCGAUCCGUGUCGUACGAGACCGCACCAACAACUCUGAAAUUAGAAAAUGCUCCGAAAAAGCAUAAACGCCUUGACUUGGAACGAGUCCACGUUAUGGCCAGGGACAACGAAUCUCGCAUUUUGCUUUACCAAAAUCGAGAUGGUUCCAUCCAAGUCACACAAAUUGAAUCAUGUCUCAAGUUUCAGGAGACCCUGAGAGAGCGGAGGCACCUGGGUGCGUUUGACUUUGUUGAGCUCAAGUCAAAUGGUGUUGCAAUGGCUCGACGACAAGUUCUUAGGUUCUGGAGAAGAGAUAACCCCGAUGGGUCUCGGGAGUUGACGAUGACUUUCCUGGCGUCAUCUCUGAAUACCGGCCCCGGAAAGAGCCAUAAGGAGUACAACUUGGAAAACUACCAUCCAGAUGCCGAAUUUUAUUUUGAAACUGUUGAUGAGGCAAGAGACUUCAAAACGUUUUUCAAGAAUCUUUACGCCCUCGCCCCCCAGAUUGAUUUCCCGCGGGCUUCGGCCGCAUCUAUUGCUUCCAGCAACACUGGUCCUACGCCUUCGGAUGUCUAUUGGCGCGACGGCGCUCCGCCCCCACCUCCAAGUGAACUGAGCCUCGGCGAAUCGUAUGAUAACUCGUACUGGGAUCCUUUAUUCGCGCGGAGUCCUACACUCGUAUUGACAAGAGACGAUGAUGAUACCUAA
Scedosporium apiospermum is the source of this 1377-nucleotide messenger RNA. RefSeq lists its product as uncharacterized. The transcript has 7 exons. NCBI's taxonomy places the organism in Eukaryota, Fungi, Ascomycota, Sordariomycetes, Microascales, Microascaceae. The record is from RefSeq and is a predicted model, not a curated record. The coding region runs from base 1 to 1377 and encodes 458 amino acids.